GAUAUGUGGCAAAGGAAGUGACGUACUCCCGUCACAGCAUCUUCCGGUCUCUUUUCGUUGAGGCUCAGCUAGCGGCUGCCUGCCAACAUGCAGAUCUUCGUGAAGACAUUGACGGGCAAGACCAUCACCCUCGAGGUCGAGCCUAGCGACACCAUCGAAAAUGUCAAGGCAAAGAUCCAAGACAAAGAAGGAAUCCCCCCUGAUCAGCAGCGUCUGAUCUUCGCUGGCAAACAGUUGGAGGAUGGACGCACUCUGUCUGAUUACAACAUCCAGAAAGAAUCCACUCUUCAUUUGGUGCUCCGUCUGCGUGGUGGCAUCAUUGAGCCUUCCCUCAGACAACUGGCUCAGAAGUACAACUGUGACAAGAUGAUCUGCCGCAAGUGCUAUGCCCGUUUGCACCCACGUGCUGUCAACUGCCGUAAGAAGAAGUGUGGACACACCAACAACCUUCGCCCCAAGAAGAAGCUGAAGUAGACAUUUUUACUGUGUCAGCUGUGCACGUCACAUUGUGUUAAAUAAAUUUAAGAAAACUCCA
Hippocampus zosterae (dwarf seahorse) is the source of this 535-nucleotide messenger RNA. RefSeq names its product ubiquitin A-52 residue ribosomal protein fusion product 1 (gene uba52). Bases 88 to 474 code for a protein of 128 amino acids. Gene Ontology annotation, biological process: translation; protein ubiquitination; modification-dependent protein catabolic process. Gene Ontology annotation, cellular component: cytoplasm; nucleus; ribosome. The record is from RefSeq and is a predicted model, not a curated record. Gene Ontology annotation, molecular function: ubiquitin protein ligase binding; protein tag activity; structural constituent of ribosome. The transcript is spliced from 5 exons. NCBI's taxonomy places the organism in Eukaryota, Metazoa, Chordata, Actinopteri, Syngnathiformes, Syngnathidae.